GGUACAUAUAGAAAUUUGGAAUAGAAAUCUGGAAAGUCUAGCCCAGGCUGGCCUUAAUCUAAUAUCCACUAUCAUUCCAAUUUUAACCUCAACCUACUCUCGAAAUUAUUACAUUGGCUUCUAUAGAGAUAGAGGCCACAUACCCAAAAAUGGCAUCGGAUAAUGGUCAGGAUAGAGAGGUCUUAAACGGAGCAGCCCCGGCCUCUAUCUCAGCUCAUAUCAUUGACUUUAACGAUACCGACGUAAAAUAGUAUACAGGCUACUUCGUGAUGACUAUCAAAGAUGUCCUUACACCAGGUGAAUGUGCAGACCUGCUUAAACUCAUCAGCCCGCCUAACGAUGCCGCCUGGCCUACCGCUACGGUAACUGCUUACGAUAGCUCCCAGAUCCUAGACCCGAAGUCUCGUUUCUAUAACCGAAUUUUCUACACAUCCCGAGCUCUCGCUGAUUGUCUCCUAGAGCGGAUACUCCCACAUAUACCCCCUGACGUAGUCACUUUGAAAGACGCACCUGACAUCACCGGUCAGUUCCCCAUAAUCCGUAACGAGACGUGGCGAGUCUCCCGGCUAAGACACGAGCUGCGAUUUUUAAAGUACGGUCCAGGUCAAUACUUUAAGCCGCAUUGCGAUGGGCAAUUCGUUGAUAAAGACGGGGCUAGGAGCUAUUACUUGACUGUCCAUCUAUAUCUGAAUGGUGCCGAGGACGUGGAAGGGGGCGUAACGAGAUUCGCGGUAAACUUUGAGGACCCUCGGGAAGGAAAAUUAGAUAUUAACCCUACAGCGGGAGGCUUGGUGGUUUUUCAGCAGAGGGACAUGUAUCACGAAGGGGUUAUAGUGACGAAGGGAACAAAGUACACUAUGAGGACAGACGUCAUGUAUGAGAAGAUAUAAAUCCUUUAGGCUAGCUUCAGAGACCCUUAUGAUACAAACCUGGAGUGAAUAAACGUGUCAAGAUUGAUAGAAUGGGU
Molecule: messenger RNA, 967 nt
Organism: Daldinia loculata
Lineage: Eukaryota; Fungi; Ascomycota; Sordariomycetes; Xylariales; Hypoxylaceae
Product: oxidoreductase domain-containing protein
Exons: 1
Coding region: 270-890 (206 amino acids)
Biological process (GO): peptidyl-proline hydroxylation to 4-hydroxy-L-proline
Cellular component (GO): endoplasmic reticulum
Molecular function (GO): procollagen-proline 4-dioxygenase activity; iron ion binding; L-ascorbic acid binding
Source: RefSeq, a predicted model, not a curated record